This is a messenger RNA of Neofelis nebulosa (Clouded leopard), 1093 nucleotides long. RefSeq names its product TLC domain containing 1 (gene TLCD1). Gene Ontology annotation, biological process: membrane assembly; phospholipid homeostasis; regulation of membrane lipid distribution. The transcript has 4 exons. Gene Ontology annotation, cellular component: plasma membrane. The record is from RefSeq and is a predicted model, not a curated record. Lineage: Eukaryota; Metazoa; Chordata; Mammalia; Carnivora; Felidae. The coding region runs from base 194 to 937 and encodes 247 amino acids.
UAGGGGGCGGGGACAGAGGCCCGCGGGGAGGGGCCGGGAGGAGCGCAGGGGCCUAGAGGGCUCCACGAAAUCUGUGCGAGGCUGGCGGCCGGCAGCGAGGCGGCCGGGGUGGACUGGCCCGAGAGGGAGCCCCAUUCCGGGAGCAGUCCGAGGAGGCCGCCUCGAGGGCAGACAGACGGCAGGGAGGGCCAGCAUGCCCCCACUGCUUCACCCCGCCCUGCCGCUGCUUCUGAGCGCCACGCUGACCUUCCGGGGGCUCCGGAGAGCGCUCUGCUGCCUGCCGCUGCCGGCGCACGUGCGCGCCGACCCCCUGCGCACCUGGCGCUGGCACAACCUGCUCGUCUCCUUCGCCCAUUCCAUCGUGUCUGGAAUCUGGGCGCUGCUGUGUAUAUGGCAGACCCCGGAGUUGCUGGUGGAGAUUGAGACGGCAUGGUCGCUUUCUGGCUACCUGCUAGUUUGCUUCUCCGCAGGGUAUUUCAUCCACGACACGGUGGACAUCGUGAUUAGUCAUCAAGCCCAAGCUUCUUGGGAAUACCUGGUUCACCACGUCAUGGCCAUGGGUGCCUUCUUUUCAGGCAUCUUUUGGAGCAGUUUUGUCGGUGGGGGAGUCCUAACAUUGCUGGUGGAGGUCAGCAACAUAUUUCUCACCUUCCGCAUGAUGAUGAAGAUCAACAAUGCCCAGCACCUUCUCCUCUACCGGGUCAACAAAUAUGUCAAUUUGGUCAUGUACUUUCUCUUCCGCCUGGCCCCUCAGGCCUACCUCACGCACUACUUCUUGCGUUACUUGGGCCAGAGGACUCUGGGCACUUUUCUGCUGGGUAUCCUGCUCAUGCUGGACAUCAUGAUCCUCAUCUACUUUUCCCGUCUCCUCCGCUCAGACUUCUGCCCUCAGCGUGUCCCCAGCCAGCAACACAAAGACAAGUUUUUGACUGAGUGAGAGGCACAAAGCCUACAACUUGUGGCAAGAGCAAACACAGCCAAGAACAGAGCCUCAUACAUAUAUGAAAGAAUUAGCCCCAAGCCUGGGGCAUCCUGGGGAUAACCUCUCCACCUUUGAAGUCUGCACCUACUAUUGAAAAUGCUAAUGAAAGCA